Cygnus atratus (black swan) is the source of this 7463-nucleotide messenger RNA. It is a transcript of the gene SHLD2, whose product is annotated as shieldin complex subunit 2. NCBI's taxonomy places the organism in Eukaryota, Metazoa, Chordata, Aves, Anseriformes, Anatidae. The record is from RefSeq and is a predicted model, not a curated record. Bases 4516 to 7044 code for a protein of 842 amino acids. Gene Ontology annotation, cellular component: site of double-strand break; nucleus. The transcript has 13 exons. Gene Ontology annotation, biological process: regulation of double-strand break repair via homologous recombination.
CCAGUAUUAAUUUUCAGGUUUGGUAAGUUGCAAUAAGAAAACAGAAACAUGUGAAAAUAAGGCAUUCAUGUAAGCUUUAGCUAUAAUGGUGAAAGUGUUAUCACAGGCUAAUUACCCUUUUUUUUUUUUUUUUUCUGUUCAUCUCUCAAAUUCCUUCAAAGUUAGAUCAGCUUCCAUGGUUUAUUUCAGGUUGUUGAUGGUCUAGGUUUCCCAUCUGUCGUUUCUAUGGCCCCUAAGAUAAAUUUCCAUAUCCUACCCUCUAAGACCCCUGGGUCAAAGACACAACCCUCAGAACUUUCAUGCAUGACUUAAAAAAAACACAACAAGCCAUCAUAACAACCCCAGAUAAACACAGCCUUGCGGAAGCGAAGGUACCUUACGUUUGCACCCCUCAACAAAAGUUAAGGGAUGAAAACCCCGCUUCCAAAGGGGAAUAAGUUAUGUCACAGAAGCCAAGCCAACACAAGGGGCUGUGCUGCUCUGUUGCAAACAAGGUUAGCAUCAUGUAUGCAUGCUGUUUUAAACAAGGUCAUGUGCACAACUGCAGCUAUUUGGUGACUGGACACUGUGAUUAGCAUCAGCCAUAGAUCUCCGCAACUGGAAAACUGUGGCAAGGGUAAGAUGAAUAAAUGUCACCUUGUGCAGUAAGAAGCUCAUUAACAUGUACUUAGGUCAAGGGAGAAGGAGAAGUUCUGAUAGGCAGAAGAAAAACAGCCAAAACCAGAAGAUUGGAAAGUUUUGUAAUAUUGAAAAAAGCUCCUUCCACUAACCAGCUGAAAACCACAAAGAAAAUUGGAUCCAUUCACCUCCAAGUCAACCGAGGAAAUUAAAUGUUAUCUGUAUUUUAAUACUGAUAGUAAACAUGACUUUUGAAGUAACUUAUGACAAAGUUUUUCAAAAUCCCUAUAAAAAUUAAAGUCAGACUAAAUCUGCUCUGGAACUAAAGAUGAUUUUUGAGGUCUUUCUGAACUGAGGAAGCAGUUGAGGCUCUGUUAGGGCAAUCUAGGUGAGCAUAAACAACAGGUUAGCCUGUUUGCCAAUUCUGAUUGAUUUUGUUUUAUUGAUAACAGACCUACUGGGCAGUCAGUUAACAUGAGAAGGCUUUAAAAAGUUUUAAAACCAUUUAAUAGCUUUAUCCCUGCAGUAAGUGCUGCCUAGCAAACAUGGAAUCAGUUCCAUACUACUGAGCAGGUAGGAACUCAAUGAGCUUAUUCGUAUUUGCACAAUGGUUAUUUUCACUAAUCUAGUCUCUCACACGGACCUAUGAAUGGAAACAGUUGUCAGCAGCUGCAUGAGAAAGCAGCUUAACCAGUUUUAUACCUUUCACAGAACCCAAUAAAAUUAUUUACAAAGACUCAUUAUUUUAAAUAGGAACUGCAUGGGUACUUUUCAACAGAGUCAUCUGUAUUCAGCCAUCUCAUUUCCUGUACCCUGUUUGGUUUGUUUUAGUUCUUCAGGCAGCUGUCACUGCAAUGAACAAGAGCAGCUGUGGUUUCCUGUUAGUGCUGGCCACUAGCACGCAAGUCACCACACAAGCAAGGGAAAGAAUAAUCUGACCCGCAGCAUUACUUCAGCUACCACUGAGCAUCAGCCCAGUCUCAAAUACUUAGCUUGGAUCAUAAGCAACUGGAGUUCCUCCAUGCAAGAGAACUGCUCAUGUCCAAUUUCUCAAAGGGAUGAGGAGGCAUCUAAUUAGUUUCCUGUCCAGCAAACAGCUAAAUUGCAGGAAAGUCUUUAAAACCUGGAUUUGUGUGCUGCAAGACCUACUACUUAAAUGGGUAUAUUCAUAACCAUCUUGUAAAGAUACCUACAGCGCAGAAGAGAAGCACACCAAAAGAAAAAGAAUCACCACCUUCUUGAGAUGCAAACGUUUGCAGGGCCUACUACUCCAGGCUUCUCUUCUCUGCAGUCUUGAAAACAGAAUUAAGGAUUCUUUUCUCUAAAAGUGAAAUAGGCAACAGAAACGACAGCAGAAAAGAAGGUACAGAAGGACCAGUAGUCAAGGAAUGAAUGGCUCAAUUUCUGCCAGCAGGCAGUACGAAGCCGAAGUUCACAAGUCUGCAUCUGAAGAGACGUAGGAGCAGUGUUCCUCCUACUGCUCUGAAAGCCUUCCAGAUGCCAACUCACCCCCUUCUUUUAAAAGAUCCCAAGUACGGAUGCCUAUAGAACCAAGGAGCAAAUCCCAGAGUGCAUUAGGUUGAGAAAACUGUCUUGGACCAGUCUAGCAGGCAGAGCCCUAACCUUUCCAAAAGUGCUGCAGUGCUUGCUGCCGUGUCAGAGAAAUUGGGCAUAAGAAAUGCUACUUAAUCAAGAAUGUCUACCGAGGAUUUAGAAGCGUAAGGAUCAGAACAGAAGUACCUGGGAUGCUGUCAGACGAUCUGUCUUUGAGCAGCAUCAGUAGAAAAAAAUCCUGGAUGGAUUCAAAGGUUAAAAAGACAUGUAACAGACAGACUGGGACAAGAUUGAAUCUUACACCUGUGGCAGGUCAGUAUUCAGUCCUUGUAGCAGCUAGGCUGUUGAAAUGAAAGAACUGUUCCUCAUUGGACAAAGCCCAAUUUGGCAUUAUUUCACUGAUCUCUUAAGUUCUUUAGGAAUAGCAUAGAUCUGUGUCAGAUUUUAAGCACUUUUGUAUUACACAUGGAGAAUAAAACUGUUUCCUAUUUCAUUUGAACCUUCUAUUCACUUGAGCCUCCUUAUUAGUAGACAUUGUUCUAUUAUAGGGUAUCUAAGGUUAUCCAUAUGUAACCAAGGCAACUGAACUAAAAAAAAAAAACAAGCUGCUAUUAGACAAUACAUUUUGAAAUGGAAGAAAUAAUUUAAUCUUAUCAGUUGGGUUGCAGCUCUAAAGUUCACAUAAAGUAAGGAUAACAAAUUCUGUUUGUUGUAGUGGAUCUGUUCCUGAAAUUGUUUUAACUCAUGUAUUGGGGAGACUUUUGCCUCUUACCUGCAAAAAUUGUUAACAUCACUUAACUUCUUUAAGGAUUCAACCUUACUGUCACUGUUUUUCCUUUCUUACCUGAUACGUUAUUGUGUUGAACUGUUCAUUCUGUCUUUUUUUGCUGAGUUGUGUAUUAUUAUUCUAUAAUUAUGUAAUAUAAGGCUUUCAAAAGUAUAAUUGUCCUUUAAAAGCUGUUUUAUGAGCAUAAAUUUAAAUGUGUAACUGGAGAAGUUUGGAUACUGUAUGCCAAUUUAAGUGUUACUUGUUAUGGAAAACUGCAACACUAGUUCCUCUGUUUUGUAGCUUCUUUGUAUUAUGUUGACAUAUUUAAUUUCAGCAGUUGUACACUGUUUUUCCAGUUGCAUCUAUAAUAUACCUGAGUUUAGUGUUCCAGGAUGUUUGUAAUUUUUUCUGUUACUAUGAGCUUUGUGAAUGUGCAGAUUUAUUGACCCCUAGUGGAUUGUGAACAAAAUGUCUGUUAAUUUAAUAAGUGUUAAAUGAAAAAAUGCAAAAAUUUUUGAUUUGUUGUAUCUUUUAAUGUUCUUUCUUCUACUUACAGAUGGAUUAGUUCCUGAAUUUCUCUGCUGGUGUUCUGUUUUCUACCUCUGCAGAAUUCCCUACUGCAGUAGCUUAUUAACAACACUGCCAAAACUUAUAAACAUGUAGUUAGGUGUCUGCAUUUUAAUGCAUAAAAUGCUUGUAGCUGUAGCUGAGUAUUUUAAAAUGACAAUAUAGCAGAUAACUUAAAUCUAGGAUUUCUGUUUUGUGGUGUGUAAGGUAGAUAACUUUUUAAUAAGCUUAGAAGUGUUUUGAACUUCAACAGUAUGAUAAAUGUGUGGAUUAAAGCAACUUCUAAAUUGUCUGCUCAAGCGUCACUGUGACCUCUUAAUGCUUAUUAAAUACUUAAAAAUUUAUUGGUAAUAUCCUGAAAUAUGCCUUUAAAAUAUUCACUUACCAAAUACAGUACUUUUAUGCUAAAACAGCAAUGUUAAUUUAUAGCUAUGUAAAUUAUGAAAUUCUACUGAAUUUUUCUGAAAUUUAAGAGACUCUAGUAUAUUUAAUUGAGUUAAAAUUGUUAUUUUUUCCAGGGGAUGGAAUUGUCCUAACUGCUGUAAAAGUUUGAGACACUUAUUUCACAUCAAUUACAAUGUAAAUUCACAUGAUGUUAAUUAGUGAUAAUAAAUGAGCUUAAGUCUGCUCAGGUGAUAGAAGAGUGAGUAAUAAAAGUUAGGUUCCUGGAAACUUUGUUAGGGUCUUUUCAGUACAUACUGACCUUCACUACAGGUCUGCGUCUGCUACGUAUUUCCAAGUAUAAGAAUCAUAAAUUAAGCCCUACUGUAGAUAAUUUAGUAUGCUAAAUAAGCUUGACCCAGUAAAUAACUUCCUUUUUUAUCAUGCAUUUAAUUUUAUAAGCAUUAACUAGUAUUUUUACUAGUAAAAUUAUGAAGUAUUCCUUUGAAAUUUAGGUAUUUUAAAUUUAAGAAAAAGCUGGAAUCAUUCUUAUUGUGCUAGUGUUUAGUGUUGUAGUUACUGCAUAAACCACACUGUUCAAAGUCAAACUUAGCCAACAAUCAAAAAUGUCGAAAAGAUCUCAAAUUCAUAUUUUUGUUGGAGCGCCCACUAUUCCAAGCCAAAUGGACAUGUCUGAAGAAAGUAGUUUGGCACCUGCUGUUGAAAAAUGGAGAGAACUCCACUGUUCAUUUGAUAUACAUAGUCUUUUUUCUGAAAAAGUCAAAGGGACAGACUGUUUAAUGUUUCAGGCAGGAAGCUCCCCAGUCACAGCAGUUUCUGCAAAUGAUGACAGCUCUCAGCAGCCUGAACAGGGGCGAUUAACGACAGCAAAAGAAUGUUUGUCAUCUUUUGUACCUAUUGUGGGAAUUUGUGCCAGUACACCCCAAAAGACCAGAAGUUUAAUUCAUUCUGAUUGUCAAAUAUCCAGAGAUGGACAGGAACCUGCAAACAUAAAUCCGGCUGCAGAUCAACACCUUCCUCAAAAACUUGUGAAAUCCAAUAGACAAUGUAAGCAAUCAUGUGACUGUUCAAACAUCACUGAAGUAAAAGCCAGUCAUUUAGAAGAUAAGGGCUCUGACAUUUCUGAUUUGGUGGCUAGUACGAAGGAGAUUAGCAUACACCUAAGGUCUGUGGAACAAGGUGUUCAAUCAGAUGAUAAAAAUGGUCACCAUGAACAUCUAAGUCAAUAUCUGGAUAUGUUUUUCCCCAAAAAUCAAGAGUCAAAACCAAGAGGAAAACCAAGUGGUUGUGUAGACCUUGCAGUGUCAACUGAUACUGAAUUUCGUAGUAUAAUGACUUCAAGUCAGGUGGCUGUUUUUGCACAGCAUCACUUUAAGAACAAGAAUGAGAUGCAGAGAACUGUACAGCUAUUAGAAACAGGGAAUAAAUGUGAAAGAAGACUAUGUGAUCACUUUAAAUUUGAAUCUGAUGCUGGAACAUGUCUUAGCGUGGCUGAAAAUGACUGUGGGCAGGAGUAUACAAGUUCUCUCGAACUUUUCAGUUCGCAGUGUGAUGAGAAAAACAUUUGCUUCGAAGCUACAAGAGAAGUGAGUGCUCAUGAAAAUACAGGGAAGUCUCACAAAUCUCAUGUUUCUGCUGUGCAAUUUGAAAAUGAAAUCCAUAUUGAACCUUUGAGCUCAGGAAUACUGUGCUCUCAGGGAGAAAGUUCUCAUAAGAGCUCUUCUAAAAGAGCCCACAAGUCUGAAGAUUUUUUUCAUAUUUUCCCAUCAACAUUUAAAAGGCAGCUGAAAUGCAAGAGAGCAAAAUUGAAUUCUCCUCCAGCUGGUCCUGGAAUGAGAGUUGAUCAAGAAAGGACAGAGUUCAAGCAGUCUCAAAGGGAACUACUGUCACCACUUAAGAACUGCUGCUGCAAAAAUCAAAAGUACAAUGUGUUGGUCACAAUAGUACAUCCAUGUCUUAUCAAAGAAAUACAGAUUAAGGCUAGACCAAAAUCUUCAUGUAAAGUGCCAGUAGCAACAAUUGUAGUUACUGACCAGUCAGAGACUGAGAGGAAGGUGGUGCUAUGGCGUGGUGCUGCAUUUUGGUCACUCACUGUGUUUCCUGGGGAUAUCGUAUUACUUACAGAUAUCAUGAUGUAUGAGAAUCUUUGGUAUGGAGAAAUCAUGCUGCAAUCUACGUUUACCAGUCAGUUACUGAAUCUGGGGAACUGCUCAGCUCUCAAUCCAGAAGAAUUUUAUCAUAUAGUGGAUGGUGAUGUUCUCCGUGGCUUACUGGCAUACGUAUCAUCAGAAUUUCCUCACUUUGGACACAUUCCACGAAGGCAAGUUCAGAGACUGAAUAGUGUUCAGUAUGCUCAGCUAGACCAGCUUCAGCCAAACACAUUGGUUCACUUGAUCUUAAAAAUCAUCAACAUUGCCAUAUUAACAGAAUCCGUGUAUAGCUACAGAGGCGGCACCCAGAGAAAAGUUAUUCUAACAGUAGAACAGAGAAGAGACCGACACUACAGAAUGGUGCUGUGGGGAGCAGGAGCUGCCUGGUGCCCUCUACUUCAAAGGAGAAAAGGUCAUCUAUGGGACUUUAAAUACCUUCUGGUCCAACGUAGUUCUGUCUCAGGUGACUUAGAGUUGCACACAACUCCAUGGUCAUCCUGUGAGUGUUUGUUUGAUGAUGACAAAAAGGCCAUUGAAUUUAAAGAAAAGUUUCAGAAAAGCAAAACCUCUGUCAUGAAAAUGACAAAUCUAUCAGCACAUUUGGAUGAAAAAUGCUCAGGAGUGAUUCAAGUGAAAGCCCACAUCUUAGAGCUGAAGUUCACUGUUUUAACUGGUCAGUACAGGCAACUCAUCUUCCAUGCUGACACUUCCCUGGAGUGUGUGUUGGCUUCUCUGCCUAUGAUUACGUAUUCAGGCUGUGCUAAAUGUGGCUUGGAACUACAGGCAGAUGAGAACAUGAUCUACAAGCAAUGUUUUAGAUGUUUGCCAUACAACAAAGUAAAAACAUUCUACAGGCCUGCUUUGAUGACAGUAGAAGAUAGAGGAUGUGAAAUUAAUAUUCAUGUGGUGUCUGAGUUGAUGGAAAAAAUCUUCCUCAAUAUUCCUGCCGACUGGCUGAACAGAUCAUGCCUUCCUCAGAUAUAACGUACAGCACAAUAGUAGCAGAUCUGUGUCAUUCACUGCUAGCAGAUACAGAAGCAUCGUACUUCUUGGAAAUUAAGAGCCAUUUUGUGCUAGAUGAAAACAGCUACCCUUUGCAAAAGGAUUUCCAUCUGCUAAAUUUCCAUCCUGAUCUUUGAAGCAUUGACCUCUGCCACAACUGAAUAACACUGUAAGAACAAGAUUGCAAGCAGAAGAAAAAUUAAUUAGCUCAAGGAAGCAAAUAUUUUUUUUAAAAUACAAUAAGCAUUCUUGCAUUUAACUUAUUUCCCUCAAAAAACACAAAAGGACUGGUAUGGAAUAUCUGCUAAUUGUAUAUACUACCGCUGUAAAACUGAUGAAUUGUCAUAAAAUGUAUUUUUAUACAUAUAUUUUGAUUUUAAUAAACUCUUGCUGGUAUCUCA